Odobenus rosmarus divergens (Pacific walrus) is the source of this 552-nucleotide messenger RNA. RefSeq names its product keratin-associated protein 26-1-like. The coding region runs from base 1 to 552 and encodes 183 amino acids. The record is from RefSeq and is a predicted model, not a curated record. The transcript has a single exon. Gene Ontology annotation, cellular component: keratin filament. Lineage: Eukaryota; Metazoa; Chordata; Mammalia; Carnivora; Odobenidae. Gene Ontology annotation, molecular function: structural molecule activity.
AUGUCUUGCCACAACUGCUCUGCAAACUAUAGCUUGGGAUCCCUCAGAGGUCCCUGCCAUAUUCCUCUCACCUCCUCCAUUGUCCUCUGCUCUACGGGUAUGAGCUGUGGUGAUGUCCUCUGCUUGCCUAGGAACUGUCAAGACCAUCUCCAGCCUCCGGACAACUGCCAGGAGAGCUGCAGUGAACCAACCAGUUGCCAGCCAGCCCACUGUGAUCCCAGCAACUGUGAAACAUCUUGCUGCCCUUCUACUACUUAUUACGUGUCCAGACCCUGCCAUGGAACUUCUUUUCUUCCUGCUGCUUCUUAUAUCUCUGGCUCCUGCCUCCCCACGUCCUAUAGACCUCUGAGCUAUGUGUCCAGCAGCAGCCGACCCCUGAGUCUCCUCACUUAUGGAUGCCGCCCUGUGGGUUUUUUGCCCUGUGGUCCUCAACCACUGAGCAUUGUGCCCAGCAGCCUCAGACCUCUGCAUCCUGUUUUCGCUGGAUGCCAGCCCCUGAGCCACGUGUUCAGUACUUGCCGUCCAUCUUGCUCUGCGCUGGGAGGCCAGUAG